This is a messenger RNA of Anopheles merus, 2785 nucleotides long. It is a transcript of the gene Psn, whose product is annotated as presenilin homolog. Bases 299 to 1924 code for a protein of 541 amino acids. Gene Ontology annotation, biological process: protein processing; calcium ion transport; amyloid precursor protein catabolic process. The transcript is spliced from 8 exons. Gene Ontology annotation, molecular function: aspartic endopeptidase activity, intramembrane cleaving. Lineage: Eukaryota; Metazoa; Arthropoda; Insecta; Diptera; Culicidae. Gene Ontology annotation, cellular component: mitochondrial inner membrane; cell cortex; apical plasma membrane. The record is from RefSeq and is a predicted model, not a curated record.
CAACCUGCUCUUUGCAGGCACAUAAUGGACAGAUUGUAAAAAUCACGGACUGUUUCAGAUUUGAGUGUGUCGCAAAAAUAGUGUCUUUGCCGUGGAUACUCCUUUAAAAUCUUAGAUGACCCCAACUGUCCAUUUCUUAAGAAGCAAAGCAUUCAGCCGGCGGGUGAAGUAGCAGCACAAUACAGCGCCCAUACCAGGCUGUUUUAUUAUACACACACACACACUCUCUCUCUGAUGUGAGCAAGCUGGCGGGUACUCCAUAACAAACAUCCGGACACUUUCUUCCACCGCCACUGUAAUGGACGGCCAUAUCAACAUCGAUCAUCAUCAUCAACCAACGGCAGCAACGGCACAGGAUGCGUCCGAUGGGCGCGGCUCGCGGAAACGCUGGCAAAAGAUGCCCGCCGACGCUAGCAGCUCUCCACAUCCGUCCUAUGGGACAACCGAUUCCAUCCCGCAAGUGACAAUACGUGAUACAAGCAGCCGUGGACGAGCGGGUCCAUCGAGAGGCUCCCCUUCUGGCAACAGCUCCCGGCAGCGGCAACAGCAGCAGCAGGAACAGGAGCAGGCAUUGAACGAGGAGGAAGGACUCAAAUAUGGUGCGCAACAUGUGAUAAAGCUGUUCGUUCCAGUGACCCUUUGCAUGAUGGUCGUGGUGGCCACAAUUAGCUCGAUUAACUUUUAUACCAUCAAGGAUGUGUACCUCGUCUACACACCGUUCCACGAACUAACGGACGACACGGGCACAAAGAUAUGGAAUGCUCUCGCAAACUCGCUGAUCCUGAUGACGGUGAUCGUCAUCAUGACCAUACUGCUCAUCGUCCUGUACAAGCACCGCUGCUACAAGGUCAUCCACGGUUGGCUGAUCCUGUCCUCCCUGCUGCUGCUGUUUCUGUUCAGUGGCCUUUAUUUGUUUGAAAUUUUGCGAGCGUACAACGUCCCGAUGGAUUGGUUUACGGCCGGGCUGCUUGUUUGGAACUUUGGUGUGGUGGGCAUGAUCUCAAUCCACUGGCAGGGUCCGCUCCGGCUACAGCAAGGCUAUCUGAUCUUUGUGGCCGCACUGAUGGCACUGGUGUUUAUCAAGUAUCUUCCAGAAUGGACAACGUGGGCUGUACUAGCUGUGAUAUCAAUUUGGGAUCUAAUUGCCGUACUUACCCCUAAGGGGCCUUUGCGAAUUUUGGUCGAAACGGCGCAGGAGCGUAACGAGCAAAUAUUUCCAGCUCUAAUCUAUUCAUCAACCAUCAUGUAUUCCUACCUCGGCACACACACGGAUCCGGAUCGUGCGGCACCGUUGUCUGGCGAGCGGACCAUCGGCACUGGGCCGGGUAGCGCUGGCGGAGGCAGCCGACAGGCUGGUGGGUACGGUGCAGUUAAUAACCACGGCCCAACGCAACCCGGAGCAACCGUAGAAGGUAUGCGGCUGGUUGCCAUUCCCAAUGAUAGAACGCAUGAUUUGCCCAGGGAUCAGACGGCCGGCUUUACGCAGGAUUGGGCGGCAACGGCUAACCAAAGAGUAACGAGGCGGCAAAUUGAGGUGCAGGCCAACAUUGCCAACAAUCCGUCCCGGCCCGAGUACCGUACGGUCACGGCAGAGGCAACCCGCGCAGGACAGGAUCCGCAGCUCGGUGGUGCUCUGUAUGACCAGGCGGAAGAAAGAGGCAUUAAGCUUGGGCUAGGUGACUUCAUUUUCUACUCCGUGCUGGUUGGCAAGGCAUCGAGCUACGGCGACUGGAACACCACGAUAGCGUGCUUUGUGGCAAUACUGGUGGGUCUCUGCCUGACGCUGCUGCUGUUGGCCAUCUUUCGCAAAGCAUUGCCGGCACUGCCGAUUUCCAUCUUUUUCGGGCUGAUCUUUUGCUUUGUCACGAGCGUUAUUGUAAAACCGUUCACGGAAGCGCUUACGCUGGAGCAGGUGUUUAUUUAGUUAAAGCAGCAACACGGGGAUAGGAAGUUGUAGGUCCGGUUUUUGCCGGGUUCAAUGAUUGGAUUAGGGAUUAGGCGCAACAAAACAAACGUGCUCAAAUCCACGCCGAGCGGUGUUUUCUAGCAUAUCUAGCUCGUUUAUUUAUAUCGUAAUAUUUUAAUAUCGUGUAAUCAAAAAAAAACAACCCGAGAGACAGCGAGCGGCAGUUGGAUAGUGAGAAAGUGUAGGUGAACGUACCGCCACUAACAAACACGUAACGCGUAUUGGCUUAGUUAAAACCGGGAUGCAAAAGUAACAUGUACGCUAAACACACACACACACACUCGGUCCACAUUAUGCUUGAAUUUGGAAAUGGUCGUGCUGAUCAGACUUAAGCGUUGCUUACCAUUUUACACACAUUACACGUGCAUUUUGUAUUUGGUGCGUCACAUCCGUACGUGUUCGAUCCAUAGAUGAAUGUAUCCUUUCUUGGAUGUGUGUAUGUAUGAAUGUGUGUGUGGAUGUAUCCCCCCCUGUCCUAAGACAUUUUACACUUCAUCCUGGCGAUUAGGGGAAUGCGUUGCAUUUCUUGAAUGCUCCAUAAUUGGUGUAUUGAUGUUUCUCUCUCCCGUCCUCUCGGAGGCAUUUGAACUUCCCGUGGGCCCCUGUUUUGAUGCGUAAAGGAGGAGACAUAUUUUGAAGAGUGUAAUCACCCGGGAACUAGGGAGACACAUGACUGCAUACAUAAAAUUUGUACCAUUUUAGAGCGGAGUAUAAUCGUUAUGCUAUUUCUUUUCUUUACAUAAUAUACAAACCCGACAUCAAUAACUACUGACUGGGAAUAAAAGAAGAAGAAUAAAAUGCAGGCAUAUUAGCGAUUCA